Molecule: messenger RNA, 922 nt
Organism: Phragmites australis (common reed)
Lineage: Eukaryota; Viridiplantae; Streptophyta; Magnoliopsida; Poales; Poaceae
Product: protein HVA22-like
Exons: 5
Coding region: 138-524 (128 amino acids)
Source: RefSeq, a predicted model, not a curated record
GCCCUCUCGCGCAUCGUCGUCGUGCCUCCUCCGUCCUCGGUGAGAUGACGAGUAUAAAACCAAAACUCUUCUCCACCAGAAAUCGCGCAUUUCGAUCAAGUUUUCUGCGUGAGUAAGAUCGGGAUCAGAGCAGGAAGAUGGGUAGAACGUGGGCUCUCAUCACCCACCUCCACGCUCUUGCAGGGCCGACUCUUACCCUGAUAUACCCCCUGUAUGCGUCGAUCUGCGCGAUGGAGAGCACGUCCAAGGUCGACGACGAGCAGUGGUUGGCCUACUGGAUACUCUACUCCUUCAUCACCCUUAUGGAAAUGGCGGCCCAGCACGUCCUGUACUGGAUACCGUUGUGGUACGAGGCGAAACUGCUGUUCGUGGCGUGGCUGGUGCUGCCGCAGUUCAAGGGCGCGUCCUUCAUCUACUACAAGUUCGUCAGGGAGCAGCUAAGGAAGCACGGGGUUAGGCUGCACGAGCACCAUGGGCACGCGCACGGGCCACACGCCCUCAAGGCUGAGCAUGGUGUGCACUGAGCAGCAGGGAGAACAUGCGAUGCCAAUUUGCCAAGUAACCUCAUCGGCCGGAGCGAUUCCGUACGUCUUGCUAUAGAGGAGGGACCGGUUGUUUCGUGUAUCGUCAUCUGAACUGCGCAGGACGGCCGUGGCUGAUAUGCGCUUGUGUUGUAAGAAGAUUGCGAGAACACUGUGGACAUCGUAUCGGUCUGUACGCAUGCUAAUUCCGAUGGUUCUGAUUGUCCAGCGGGAGGAGUCCUGUUCUUUGUGACGAAUAAAUUUGUUGAACAGCGAUUGUAUUUAUUGGGCAAGCUUCCAAGCAACGCGUUUUCUUAUGCUAGCAUGGUUGCAAUCCAAGCACUCCGGCUUAACCAAAAUUUUGGUCAUACCCAGAUUUUGGUAUCAAGAAAAAGUUAAAA